ACAUUAUUCACCUGGGCUCAGGGAGUACACGUGUGCCUCAAAACACACCUACAGUAUCCUCAGAGCUGCUUUCGAUAAGCCAUGGCCCAGGCCAAAAGAAAUGAAAACGGUGCAGUGAAGACGUCUCAGGUGGUAGACAGGGAUGAACACCAGAAAAAACCCAGGAAAGUAGAAACGUACCUGGUAACACUUCCAACUGCAGAGAAGAAGUUUGCAGAUACACCAGAUAUGAAAAAGUCAGAUCCACAAUACAAUGAUUCCUCGGAGGGUCCAUUUGGUUUGGGCCCUCUCGUUUUCCCUUGUUUACAGCGUUUCAACAAUGUUAAGUUCUUCCUGGCUCUGUUGUUUUUAGCAGUCAUGGCUCAUGCUAUGAUCUUUGCUCUUGUUGAGCUGACUUUAAAAGUUUUUGAGUCUCACUUAUCUCCGUCACGGACAGAGGCAUUUGUAAUGGAUUCUAGUGAUUAUAUUACUGCUUGCCUGUUCUCAUUGAUUGUAGCACACUUUGGAGGUAGAGGGAAUCGGGCAAAUUGGGUGGCAGUUGGCUGCUUUCUAACAGGAAUUUCUGCAAUUGUUUUUGCUAUUCCGUUCAUUAAUUUUGAAAUUAUUAAACUGAGCGUAGUAAAAGAAGAGUUGUGCGAGGAAGGAAAAAAACCUAAAUUUUGUGAUCCAACGGUAAUACCGCACAAAUCAGUCUGUAUCUUUAUCUUCAUCUUCGGGCAGUUUCUCCAUGGAAUAGCAGGCUUGCCUUUGUAUGUACUUGGCGCAAGCUAUAUUUAUGACCACAUUCCCACAAACACAUCUGGAUUAUAUAUAGGUCUUAUAGAUUUUGCAGUUGGGGUCGGAUACUCUCUGGGUUUUAUAGGAGGAAUGCAAACUUUUAAGAUUCCUGUGCAAGAAGCUAUGCAAGCAGUUGGACAUGUUCAGAGGAUUCAAAUACUGCAGCGUGGUUGGUGGAGACCUUUUAUAUUUGUUGCUGUAUUUGCAUUUUGUACAACUUUACCACUGUUCUGUUUUCCAUCUAGUUUACCUGGGGCACACCAGAUAAGACUUGCGAAAAGUCAGGAACCUCCCACCUUUGACAGGAGACUUAAAAAUAAGGAAAUUAAGAAUAAUUUGAAGAGUGUUCUUCAUGCUAUUUGG
Molecule: messenger RNA, 1140 nt
Organism: Mus pahari (shrew mouse)
Lineage: Eukaryota; Metazoa; Chordata; Mammalia; Rodentia; Muridae
Product: solute carrier organic anion transporter family member 6A1-like
Exons: 6
Biological process (GO): transmembrane transport; sodium-independent organic anion transport
Cellular component (GO): membrane
Source: RefSeq, a predicted model, not a curated record